AUGUAUCUCAAAUUUGGUGCACUUUUCUUUCCUGAUGGUUAUCAAAGUCGGCAGCAUUCAGCUGUAUGGAAUUUGUUUAAUACAACUUGUGGUGAACAUGAAUACGAAUUGGAUAGUGCAGCAAUAUUAGUUGACAAAAAACGCGUAUGGAAUGGACUUUAUAUGACAAAUUUAAUGAAUGCUAAUUAUGAAGUAUUUUAUAACUAUGUUACAGAUGGAGACAAAGAUACAUUUCGAUUAGGUUUUCGUUAUAUGGGUGUAAAAUAUUAUCUAGUGAUGAUACCGUGUGCUACUGGUUCAUUUAAUGGCACUCACUUUUGUGGUCACUCUCUUUGUAAGACAGAUAGUCUCGCACAACAUAUCUAUAUUAAUCAUCUUCAUCUUUUCAAAUAUGACCCAAUUAAGUAUACAUCAGCAUAUUUAGGUUAUACUCGUAUUGGUCUUGGCGAUCCCAAUAAUAAUUCGUUUCUUUUUGCUCAUUGUCGUUUACCUGGAGCACCUUCAAGUUGUUUUCAUAUUGUGAAAAAGCCUAAUCCACAAAUUACUGUUCAUUCACAAUGUUACACAGGUGGAAUUCAAUCAGAAGACAUUGAGGACCAUCAAUAUACACUGAGUGAACCUCUGUUAUUUAGCAAAUCGAGAAAAAAUCGAAUAUUAAUGAGCAAAACUAAUAACUUGAUGCCUCACUUUCUUGGUAAUUUGCUGAAAUAUCUGAAAUAA
This is a messenger RNA of Rotaria sp. Silwood2, 720 nucleotides long. The record is from the annotation of a GenBank genome assembly. NCBI's taxonomy places the organism in Eukaryota, Metazoa, Rotifera, Eurotatoria, Philodinida, Philodinidae.